CUGGCUGAGAAAGCCAUGGAACCUGCCGUCAAAUACAUCAACAAGAAAUUCCCCAACAUAGACUUCAGAGCAAGCAUUCAAGCCCUGGGCAGUAUUCAAAAACAGAAGUCAGCCGUGAUGGACGGGCUAAGCAGUUUUUACGACUCUUUCAUCGACGUCAUGGAGUUCAGGGAUCAUGUCUAUGAACUGCUUAACACGAUAGAUGCAUGCCAAUGCUUCUUUAACAUUGCAGUGAACUUCGACUUCACUAAAAACUACCUGGACCUGAUCACCACCUACGCCUCAGUCAUUCUCAUGCUGGGCCGAGUUGAUGACAGAAAGGCGCUGGUGGGGAUGUACAACUGUGCCCAUGAGAUGUCCAACGGGAGCAGUGACCCCUCCUACCCUCGGCUUGGACAGAUGUUUGUGGAGUAUGAUCACCCUCUGAAGAAGCUGACUGAGGAGUUUGGGCCUCAUACUAAGGCGGUGACAGAGGCCCUGCUCUCGCUGCAGCUGGUGUACCCGCGGAGGAACCUGCCAGCUGAACAAUGGCGCAGUGCCCAGCUCCUCAGUCUCCUCAGUGCCCCCGCUAACAUGUUAAGCCCUGCCUGCUGUGAAACUAUGGCAUGUGAAUAUCUCUCUAUGGAAGUGAUGGAGCGCUGGAUCAUCAUUGGUUUCCUGCUGUGCCACAACAGUCUGAACACCAACCAGGCGUCUCAGGAGCUGUGGAAGAUGGGACUACGCAGUGGACUCUACAUCACUCUGGUCAGAGACGAGAUCCUUCAGAUACACAAGGUCUCAGAGGAUCACUUUGACAAUAUGAAGGGAUAUAGUAAACGGAUUGCAGACAUCAAAGAGUGUAAGGAGCACAUUAUUGCAAACUGUGGAGCGAUGCACAGAGAGAGACGAAUCUUCCUGAGACACGCACUGAAGGAGCUGACUAAGGUCUUGGAGGACGAACCAGGCCUGCUUGGGCCGAAAGCCCUGUUUGUGUUCAUGGCUCUGUCGUUCUCCCGUGACGAGGUCCUUUGGCUGGUCCGUCACUCAGAGAACAUCCCUAAAACUAAGACUCCAGAGGAUUACACUGACACGCAUAUGGCAGAGUUACUGUUCUACAUGGAGAAGCUUCGCGGUCUUCUGGGUCGCCAUAAAUACGUCAUUCAGCGUUACCACUUACAAUACCUGGCCCAGUUUGACGCACUGGCACUGAACGACACCAUCCAGAGUAUGUAUGUCUGCCCUGAGGAAGAGUCUGUGCUGAUGAGUUCCUUUGUCUCUGCCUUGUCUGCCAUGACACUCAAACAGCUGGAGAACGGAGAUGAAUUUGAUUUCAGGUCCCUGAGAUUGGACUGGUUGAGAUUACAGGCCUACACUAGUGUGGCCAAAGCCACGCUGGCUCUGAAAGAGUACCCGGAUCUGGCCAAGCUCAUGAACCUGAUCCAGUUCCACACCAAGAUGAUGGACAAUAUGGACAACCUCCUGUUUGAGACCGCUGACCUCUCCAUCCUCGGGUUCUAUCCACGUGUGUUUGAGAAGAUGUUCUCACAGAGCAGUGAGGAGACAUCCAUGCAGCGGUACCUUAUGGCCUUUCCCAUGGUCUGUGCUCACUUCAGCCAGGCCACACAUCCAAUGUGUCCUGAAGAGACCGACCUAUUAGAGAAGAAAACCAUUAAGUUGUGCGUGACCUUCCUGGAGGAGAUAGCUCGACAGACCAGUUCAGUUAUCCUGGAGAUAUGUGCUGAGCAGUGUAACCUGGAGGAGCAGCUGUUGCCCAAACACAGUGCUCAGACCAUAAGCACAGCGCGUAAUAAAAAGCUGAAGAAGCCGGUGCCAAAGAAAGGCGAGAUGCCCAAAGAAAAGCCUGGAACAGAGAGCCAGAGGAAGGACAGAUUCAUCGUCACAAAUAUGGAUAAGAUGCAUCUGACGCUGACAGAGCUGUGUGCUUCCUUCAGUCACGGCUCAGACAUCACUGUGUUCAAGCACAUUAUCGUCCCCUCUGAGUUCCUGCUCUCACAGCUGGAGACCCGACUGGCCAAGAUCAUUGUACAGAUGGCUAAUUAUAACCAGACCACCCAGGAUAUUAUUCGUCCAUCAGAGCUUCUGGCCGGGAUCCGGGCCUACACAGCUGGCCUUCACACUCUGAGUUCUUACAUUAGCGUGGACGUCACCAGGCUGGUAAAGAACGUUCUCCUGCAGCAGACGCAGCCGCUCGACUCUUAUGGAGCGCAGACCAUCACCACACUCUACACCAACUGGUACUUGGAGGGCCUUUUGCGUCAGGCUAGCAAUGCGGUAAUCAUCCACUGUCCCACGAUGCACUGCUUUGUCAACCAGAAUGCUGAGAAUGAGCAAGCCUUCCGGGCUGAGGAGUACUCAGACGUUGCCGAGUUACGUGCCCUGGCAGACCUGAUUGGUCCGUACGGCCUGAAGUUUCUGAGUGAGAAUCUGAUGUGGCACAUUACCUCUCAGGUUGGAGAGCUAAAGAAACUUGUCAUAGAAAACAUGGACAUCUUGGUGCAGAUGAGAGCCAACUUUGAUAAACCAGAGGUGAUGGCCGGUCUUCAGAGGAGACUGACAGCGUCUGAAAACGUACUGAAAAGAAUGACAAUCAUUGGUGUAAUUCUGUCCUUCAGAAAAAUGGCACAAGACGCACUGGGGGAUAUCAUGCACAGGCACUGCCCGUUUCUCAUGGGACCAAUCGAGUGCUUAAGGGACUUUGUCACCCCUGACACAGACAUUAAGGACACACUCAGUGUGUUUGAACUGGCAUCCACAGCUGGUUUGUCAUGUGACAUAGAUCCUGCCCUGGUCACAGCCAUAGCAAACAUGCGCACAGACAAUUCAUCCAGUGAAGAGGAAGUCAAACUAGCCUGUCUGCUGCUAAUCUAUAUCGCUGUAUCUCUGCCCAUUCUAGCGCUGGACGAAAACUCUUUUUACAGCCGAGAAAAUGGAGGCCACCGUAACAACAUUCAUUGUUUGGCCACAGCCAUCAACCAGGUGGCUGCCGCCAUGUUCACCGUUCUGAACAAGAACAUUGAGCAGCAUUUGAAAGAGUUCCUUCUGGUGGCGUCCUCUACCCUGCUGCAGCUGGGUCAGAGCGUGGAGAGAACAGAGAUCAAGAACAGAGACUCGGUUUAUCUCCUCUUACACAUGAUAGUGGAGGAGUCGCCCUUUUUGAGCCAAAACAUGUUGGAGAGCUGUUUCCCUUAUGUGCUUCUGCGCAAUGCUUACAGGGAGGUUUUCAAAACCUCUAUUUAUACACUGGGCUAA
Molecule: messenger RNA, 3249 nt
Organism: Chanos chanos (milkfish)
Lineage: Eukaryota; Metazoa; Chordata; Actinopteri; Gonorynchiformes; Chanidae
Gene: nckap1l
Product: NCK associated protein 1 like
Exons: 30
Coding region: 16-3249 (1077 amino acids)
Biological process (GO): neuron projection morphogenesis; cortical actin cytoskeleton organization; cell projection assembly
Cellular component (GO): SCAR complex
Source: RefSeq, a predicted model, not a curated record